Molecule: messenger RNA, 2517 nt
Organism: Dalotia coriaria
Lineage: Eukaryota; Metazoa; Arthropoda; Insecta; Coleoptera; Staphylinidae
Gene: Fbw5
Product: F-box and WD repeat domain containing 5
Exons: 8
Coding region: 177-2114 (645 amino acids)
Biological process (GO): protein ubiquitination
Cellular component (GO): SCF ubiquitin ligase complex; Cul4-RING E3 ubiquitin ligase complex
Molecular function (GO): protein binding
Source: RefSeq, a predicted model, not a curated record
UCUAGCAACCAUCUAGCCAACACGGCAUGACUCAAAAGAGGCCCAGCACAUUACCAAGAUAAAAUUGACAUAACAAAACAUAAAUCAGCUGAGUGAGCCAAGAAGUCAAACACAAAAUUUGCUGUUUUAAAUGUUUCUCUGACGAUUGGGAUUAGAUUCAUUAAUCGUGUGGUGUGAUGGAGUGUGCGGUCGAGAACGAUCCGCUGUGGGCGUAUUUACCUGAGCCUGUACUUUAUCAAAUUUUAUCAUAUUUUGAUUACAAGGAGUUGCUCAUUGUUGGCAGUGUGUGCAAAAAUUGGUAUAAUGGCUCUAGAGAUGAAUUUUUAUGGAAAAGAUUAUUUUAUCUUAAUUUUAAAGUUGAUCCAUCUCUUCCAAACAUACAAGGUAAUUUGUGGUAUAAUGAAUUUAAGAGAUUAUGCUACAAUAUACCCCUUGUGGAAACAGAGACCUUAACAAAUCAUAUUAAUGAAGUACUACAUGUUAGUUUUUCACACAAUGGAAAAUAUUUUGCUACAUGCUCAAAGGAUGGAACUGUUCUUUUAUGGAACUCAAAUUAUCCUGCAACAAUUGAGCAUUGUCAUGACAUGAAAGAUUUUUCUUGGAAAUACACUCAGCUAUCACAAUUUAAUGAAUCAGAUACUCUUCUUCUGGUUUCUGGAGUUCACUUUGGCACACCCCAUAGCACUUCAGGGGAAAUAGCUGUAUUUUCUAUCCAAGAUGAUUUUAAAUUGCAAUGUCGCAUUGUGAGUAAGCCAUAUGAUAUCUUUGGCACAUGGUACAGUGACCAGCUUCUUUUAUCAGGCGAUUUACACUGGCUGGCACACUUAAUUAGCACAUCAGUUCUGAAGCUGAACAAGGCAUCACAGGAAGUUGAAUCAGAAAAUAUACCUAUUAUAAAAAAUAUGUAUAAAUUUUACAAUCGAAAUGCCAGCUCAGUGCGUAACAUAAUGAUUGUUAACUGCUUGCCAAAUUCGGAAAACGCCGGCCAACUAAUGGACAUUGAUUGUGCUGCGGAAAAGAAAGAUAAUCGCCUUGAACGAGGUAAUCCAUUGAGUCAUCGUGACAUCGAGCACUUUCCGCAGGCUUUCAAUCAAGCUGCAAGCAGCUCACUUGGAUGGCAGGACAAUUCUGACGGUCUUGAUUAUGAUUCACCAAUUACUUAUAAUUCAGAUUACCGCGACGCUGAAAAUUCGCUGAACCGCUUUACCGACGAUAGCGAUAGCGGCGACAGUGACUUCGAGUACGACAAGAACAACGAGAUGAGUGCGGAUAGUGUGAAUGAAGAAAUGUCCGAAAGCUCGCAGGAUUUUCUCAGCUGCGAUGCCAGCGAAGAGCCUGUCGUUCAAAAUGACAAGUAUUUAAUUUUUACUACUGGAUUUAAGACGUAUACGCCCCACCAAAUAGGAUUCAAACGAAUUAAACCAUUUGUCUUUCCAAAACUGAUCGAUCCUGGAUUACCAUUGAAAGAACGCUUGCAACUACGAGAAAAGAGGAAAGAAAUGCAAAAAAUCGCACCGCCUCCGGAACCCGACUGGUUAGAUUAUGACGCUGUUUCAGACAAAUUUGAUAAAAUCGAUCAUUUGAUUGAUCUUCACGGACAUAUUAUUGGUAUGGGUUUAAGCCCGGAUCAUAGAUAUUUAUAUGUCAAUAGUAGACCAUGGCCCGAAGGAUACACCAUAGCACAUCCUUUGGAUCCACCCCCUAUUGCACAAGAAAUUGACAUACACGUUAUAGAUUUAGUCACACUGAAACGCGUUGGAACCAUGUUGCGGGCCCAUAAGGCCUACACCCCGAACAACGAGUGUUUUUUCAUAUUUUUAGACGUCUGCAAUGAAUACGUAGCAAGUGGCGCUGAGGAUAAACACGGCUAUUUAUGGGACCGACAUUAUGGUGUCUGUUUAGCCAAAUUUCCACAUGAUGACGUGGUUAAUUCAGUGGCUUUCAAUCCCAAGGACCCCGAGAUGCUCGUCACUACAUCGGACGAUUACAAAAUUAAAGUAUGGCGUUCCCGCGAGAAAGUCCACCGAUUGGGACUUGAUGCGGCGCAGUUUCCGUCUGGUAUCGAAAUACGAAAAACCAGAAAAAGGUCAAACGCACGCGUUUACCACCAUUAAUGGUGUGAAACAAUUAACGUAAAUUAAACAGGGUCCCUUUAUACCUGAUUUUACUUGAUUUUAGUAGCACAUUUUAUUCUUUGAUGGAUUGUUACUAGUGGACGGACUUAUACCUAUACCAAAAGAUGUACUUUUUAUUUAUUGAUUGAUUUCAUAUUAUAACCAAAUAUUUAUAUAAAUGGAAAUAUGUGAUAUGUUCCAAUGUUUGAUACAUUGCUUCAUUCGUCACUUACAAAUGCUUUAUGUUAACUACAGUACCUUGCAAUGCGCACGUACUUAACGUUUCAUUGGAAAAAAAGCAGAAACAAAAUGAUUUGUUGUGUAGACUAAGAAUAAGAAUAUAUUAUGUGUAUUAAGAGUUGUGUGAUUGAUAGAGAUAAUAUAAUAGAGAAUUGAAGCUUAA